This is a messenger RNA of Salpingoeca rosetta, 3428 nucleotides long. RefSeq names its product TKL protein kinase. Gene Ontology annotation, molecular function: ATP binding; protein kinase activity. NCBI's taxonomy places the organism in Eukaryota, Choanoflagellata, Craspedida, Salpingoecidae. The transcript is spliced from 14 exons. The coding region runs from base 78 to 3230 and encodes 1050 amino acids. Gene Ontology annotation, biological process: protein phosphorylation. The record is from RefSeq and is a predicted model, not a curated record.
CACACACACACACACACACACACACAACACACACACACACAUCCACACAUAGACACACACACACACACACUGGAGCCAUGGACAACCUUGGAGUGCUGCUGGCCAACGCUGGCUUGGAUGAAGAGACAAGACACGCCAUCAUGGCCAUCGCAACCAACCAAUGCAACAGUCUCGUCAUGUUAACUGGGAGAAGUCUCGGGGACACUGCAGUGAAAGCAGUCGCCGAGGCUUUGAGACGAGGCCGCACCGUGCAAUGGCUGGACUUAACCAACAAUUGCAUUACUACCCACGGCGUCCAAGAACUCGCAGAGGUCAUGCUCAACCACCCGUCGCUCACCACCGUCUCACUCGCUGGGAAUGACCUCGACGAUCAAGCCAUGUUCUUCCUCGAAGAAGUGCUGCUGCACAACCCCAAGAUGAAAACAAUCUCGGUGCAUGACAACUCCAUGGUCACGGCUCGCGGAUACCAGACCAUCCACAAUGCCGAGAAAGCCAAGAAACAACGGGCAUCAUCGACUCCUGCUUUCGCUCACGUUGUUGAGGAUGGCGAUGCUGACGAAGGCCAGGACUUUGAAGUGGAGCAGCAGCAAGGGAGGGAGAAUCCAGGCCGCCUGCUGACGUGGGACUUAGCUGGCCCAGCCAUACCGAACGAGGGUGCUUCGUCGUCCACGGGCUCCCCUGUAAACACAUCAACCGACGCCGAAUCGCAUCGAGCCUCUAUGCACGACGACGCGUUUGGUCAACACGACAGCAUGCAAGUGGCAGAGCAAGACGCCCUGAUUGAACAGCUCCUGGAUGAACAAGCCGAGUCUCGCCGUCUGAUCGAAAGCCACAGAACCCAGAUCGAAAGCCAGAGAACGCAGAUUGAGAGCCAACAGAUUGAGAUGGAGGAAAUGGCAAGGUUGAAGGAGUACGUCGUGGAGCUGCAGCAGAACGCCAGUGAUGAGCGAGCCCGCCUCUUGGCCCAGCUCAAACGCCUAGAGAGCGAGCUUUCGUGGCACAAGGAGUGCAUCACACGCCUCUACCGUACGAGGCAACCGGACAACGCAACAUUCGGGCGAGAUAACGGGUUUGAAGCCGAAGCCGAAGUCUCAGGCGCACAAUCGUUGGAGGCCCAGCUCACGCGACAAGCAGAGCUCGCUGAGAGCAUGCUGAGGUUGAAUCUGCGGCCCACCUUGUUUGCCGAGAAGGUUUGCGCUACAGACUCAAACGGCAACCCCACCCAAGGCAGAUUUGGCCGCCUAUUUCGAAGCACAUUCUCCGGGCACAUGGUUGCCCUCAAGGAAGUGGGGGAUGUCCGGCAGCGGCCCGGGCUGCGAGAGCUGGUGCACGGACUGAAAGCGCCACUGUCGCGUCAUCACGGCGACAAGCGAGUCCUGCGAGAGGUGGCCAUCCUCGCCUCCAUCCGCCACCCAAACGUCGUGCAAUUCCUGGGCGUGUGCUAUGACGAGGCAGAGAAAACACUCUUCUUUGUGCUGAGCUGGGCAGACAACGGUUCCCUGUUCGACUUCAUGUACGUGAAGAGGCGCAAGCUCAGCCACAUUGACAGGCUGCGCAUCUUGAGCGAGGUUGCCGGCGCCAUGGAGUUCCUGCAUGCCCACGACGUGGUGCACCGCGACCUCAAGUCUCCCAACGUGCUGCUGGAUGCUGUGCUCUCCGCCAAGGUGGCGGAUUUUGGGCUGAGCACGUUCAAGAACACGGAGACCUCUUCGCUGUCCCGAGUGACCGGAACCCCACUUUGGGCGUCGCCCGAGCAGCUGUUGAGCAAGAAGUUGCGCUCGGACACGGACGUAUUUUCCUUUGGCUGCCUGGCGUGGGAGGUGUGGUUUGCUGUCAAGCCAUGGCACCAUGGCGAAUAUGAAAGGGACGGUGUAUCGCUGGUGCAACUUGCCCUCAAGUACGACAAGCACGAGUACCUGCCGCUCGAGGAAGAAAUCAACGGACAGGAAAUGCCGGUUCACCUGCGAGCGCUCCUUCGUGGCUGCUUCACCACGAGUGGUAGCCGCCUCAGCUUUGCUCAGCUUCACGCAGCACUCAGGGCACAAUAUUGCGCCAACAAGGAGCACGAACCGGAACCGCUUGAUUUUGAGCAGCAAACCAGGCUGUUGUAUGGCAGGCCGGAUGCUGUGUGGAAGUUCGACCCUGACAUCCUUGCAACACUGGGGAAGAAGAAGCACGCAUUGUCAACCCGCGACACAGUGUACGUCGUGCCACUUGAUCUGGAGAACCAGGAUGAGGCCAGCAUCGUCAAGACGCUCCUUCGUCAGGCUGGUGGUCGCACCGCUCGGCAGCCAGACCUUCUUGGGCCAUUUGGUCGCAAGGUCGCGGCUGCUGGUAUUACAUGGUGUGAUCAGAAACUCGCAGCGUUCAAUGGCGCCGUGCAUCGCAACAAGACGCGCUUCCGCGGCCACCUCAGAAACACAAGCCACCCAUUUGCACCCAAAUAUCGGCACGACACAAGCACUGGGUUUGCCACUCUCGAGGAGGAGCGCUAUGUGCUGGAGCAAGUGACAAUGGCGCGGCAUUACAAGAUGCUCGACCUACAGCAAUUGUUUGCCAACCCGCAGCUACGCAUCCAGCGCGUGUUUCAUGGCGUGAAAUCCUUCGAUGCAGCUGUGGGCAUCCUGGGGAGUGACUUUGCGCGCCUGCGCAUGACAGACGAUGGCUGGUUUGGCGCUGGCCUCUACUUCACACCAGACCUUGAUUAUGCGCUUGCAUUUACUCAAGAGUGCGACGGAGCCGACGUGCCAGCCGAUCUUCAGCUUCCUCAUCUGAAGUCGGGCAAAUCUUAUCGCAUCGUGCUGGCUUGCGAUGUGCAGUACGGCAAUCCCUAUCCUGUCACGAAGCACAGCGUGCACCCGCAGGCGACGUCCCACGAGAGGAUGCAGGCCAGCAACAGCUUCUACACCUUCCGCAACAAACCUCUUGUUGCUGGUCACGAUGCACAUGUUGCUGUGGUUGAUUUCCAGAGGGUUUCUGGUGACAACGAUGACAAUGUCGACAACGUACGCCCCUUUGACUCGUACAAGGAUUGGGAGCACCCUGACGCCAACCCCGUGGCGGAAAUCCUCCUCAGUGACCCGUCCUGUGUACUGGUUCGUGCCGUGUUGGUGUUUGAUGCGGAGCACGUCUCAUCAUCAGAGGCCACAACCACGCAAGCUGAGGCGCAAUACACUGGUCCUUCAACAGCGUCAGCACCUCACACUCAUCAAGCAGGCAUCAAGCGUUGAUGAUAGAAUUCGAAUCCUUUUGUUAUGGGCCAGCAUUACAGACACUACAGAGCUUUGCUUGCAGGCAACGCGACCAUUUGCACCACUCCCCCUUUCCGCCCUCGUUCACACUGUGCACACGAAUUCCAUUGCCAGUUGUCUGUGGUUUGUUUGCAUUUAUCGUUCCUUACAAGUACAAACACACCACCAAGUACACGU